CUAACGUCAAAAUCAAAUAUGUCACUAACACGCGUUUCGUUGGCGGCUCCUCGAGUCUUGUCAUUUGUAUAUCAGCUGUGUAAGCCGGCUGUAACAGUUAAUACUCGUGCGGCAGUGACUACGGUUUCAAACAAAUUAUCAAGUGUAAAGAUGUACAUCGCUGAAGAGAGAGGGUCACCUUAUUCUCCCGACUACCGGGUCUAUUUCAAAGAUGAAAGCGGCCCUAUCUCUCCGCUACACGAUAUCCCCUUGUGGGCGGACCGCGCCAAGCGCAUCGCGAACAUGGUGGUAGAAGUGCCUCGCUGGUCCAACGCCAAAAUGGAGAUCAGCCUCAGCGAGCCGCUCAACCCUAUCAAGCAGGAUGUGAAGAAAGGCGCAUUGCGCUUCGUAUGCAACGUGUUUCCGCACCAUGGCUACAUCUGGAACUACGGUGCGUUGCCGCAGACGUGGGAGAACCCGCAGCACGUGGACGCAGGCACGCAGGCGCGCGGGGACAACGACCCCAUCGAUGUCAUCGAGAUCGGGGAGCGGGUGGCGGCGCGCGGGGACGUCGUGCCCGUCAAGAUUCUCGGCACUCUGGCGCUCAUCGACGAGGGCGAGACGGACUGGAAGCUGAUCGCGAUUGACACGCGUGAUCCGGCCGCCGACCGCCUGAACGAUGUGGCCGACGUGGAGGCGCUAUUCCCGGGCCUGCUGCGUGCCACAGUGGAGUGGUUCCGUCUUUACAAGGUGCCCGACGGCAAGCCGAUCAACCAGUUCGCCUACGACGGCGAGGCCAAGGACUCUGCCUUCGCUCACAAGGUCGUCGAUGAGGUGCACCAGUUCUGGAAGAACCUCGUGAACGGCGAGGUCGCGGGCGCCUCUGACAUCUGCAAGAUGAACGUGAGCGUGGAGAGCAGCGCGGGGCGCGUGGAGCGCGCGGAGGCGGCGCGCGUCCUCGCCGGCGCGCCCCCCGCCGCGCUGCCGCACGCGCUGCCCGCCACCGUGGACAAGUGGCACUACGUGUCGAACCUGUAACGCCGGCCGCCCGCGGUCGGGUCGGAUGGAGACGUCGCCGUCGUCGCGGUCGUCGCUGGAACAUCUGAUUGUGCAUUUGCUGCUGAUAGUUUUCUUAUGUCAUAAUUAUAUACCUUUAGCCGUGUCAUAGCUAUACUAUGUCACACCGUGUGUAAAACAGACGUUACGAUUUUGUUAUUAACUUAUUUAAGUUGUCGUGUAAGAGUAAAAUAUAGAUAUAUUUUUUAAUGA
This is a messenger RNA of Nymphalis io (European peacock), 1248 nucleotides long. RefSeq names its product inorganic pyrophosphatase (gene Nurf-38). Gene Ontology annotation, molecular function: magnesium ion binding; inorganic diphosphate phosphatase activity. NCBI's taxonomy places the organism in Eukaryota, Metazoa, Arthropoda, Insecta, Lepidoptera, Nymphalidae. The record is from RefSeq and is a predicted model, not a curated record. Gene Ontology annotation, cellular component: cytoplasm. The transcript is spliced from 5 exons. Bases 19 to 1017 code for a protein of 332 amino acids. Gene Ontology annotation, biological process: phosphate-containing compound metabolic process.